Messenger RNA from Colossoma macropomum (tambaqui), 1087 nucleotides. RefSeq lists its product as uncharacterized. Lineage: Eukaryota; Metazoa; Chordata; Actinopteri; Characiformes; Serrasalmidae. The record is from RefSeq and is a predicted model, not a curated record. The transcript is spliced from 6 exons. Bases 124 to 672 code for a protein of 182 amino acids.
UCUCAGCAGAACACACUCAUUCUGAAAGUGAAAGUUUGAGGCUAGAGGGCAAAAGGAGAUGCAAGGAUCACUUCACCUCACUCUAUCUAGGAUACCAGUAGCGUUCACUCUUCACUCUCCAGAAUGGCUGAGGCUGUGGACCGACUGUGCCUGCUCCAGUUUGUGCUGAUCCAAGCCCUGCUUCUCACAGUCUGUUCCAGUGAAAGUAACGAAAAUUAUGUCAAAUGUCAGGACAUAAAUGGAACAGUUGGGAAACCAUUAAAUCUGACCUGCAAAAUUACAGAUGAUCAAAACUGCAAGUGUACCCUAUACAAAUGGAAAAAGAAUGGAACUGAACUAAAAAAAGACACUGAUUGUGAAAAGAAUCUCACAUUGAAUUACACAAUUCAGAACCCAUCCAUGGAAGACAAUGGGACAUUUAUAUUUUGGGUACAACUGAAAUGUGGAUGGUUUGAACAGAAUCUCAGUGUGAUCUUAUCAGAGGAGGUCACUACUGCAUCACCAGGGAAGGUCACUGCUGCACCACUAUCAGAUGUCAGCAACAGUCCUCGUAAUCAUCAAGUGGCUGUCAUUUUUGUGGCUAUCCCGACCAUCUUAGGCCUCAUUGUUUUGACGAUGUUUUGCAGAAACCAUAAAACAAAGGUUUCUCAGAGACUAAACUUUGACCUCUGAAAGAAACAAAACACAUCGCAAGAAAUAGUGUGACUAGCUGUCUCAGCAGUGCCAGUGUUUUUCUUCACAGCUGAUGAGAGAGGGACAGAAAAUAAGGAGGUGAUAUACUGAAAAGAUGGGGACAGUUUUAUGUAAAAAAUGUCACUGGCAGGUUUUCAGUGGGGCAGAUUUUAGUUUUGUGAAAUGUUUAUAUAUAUGUAACAAAUGUAAUUAUGUAUUUUUCUGUCUCGCACAUUUUAUAUCUGAUUUCUGUGAAAGAACAUUAUAUUACUGACACAGUGUGGUCACUGAAUAAAUUAGCUAAAUGAGGGCCAAUUUUUAAUCAGGCUACUCUCUACUGUGACCACUGAAGUUAUGUGUUUCUGUUUGUAAGGUCUUAUCAGUGCUGAACCAUCUAGAUAGAUUUUCGACAUAA